AUGGAACAAUAUGAAAAUUAUAUUCCAGAUGCAUCCACUAGAAUAAAAGAUCGAUCAGACAGAGCAACAAAUGACCAAGUACUUGAUCAUCGUACACGUGUAGUAUUAUCGAAAUUUAUUAAAAAUGGAAUAAUAAAAGAAUUACAUGGUACGGUGUCAACAGGUAAAGAGGCUAAUGUAUAUCAUGCAUUUGGACAAGAAUUUGAAUUAGCAGUAAAAAUAUUUAAAACAUCAAUAUUAAUAUUUAAAGAUAGAGAACGAUAUGUCACAGGAGAUUAUAGAUAUAGAAAAGGAUUUUGUAAAUCAAAUCCAAGAAAAAUGGUCAAAAUGUGGGCAGAAAAAGAAAUGAGAAAUUUAAAACGAAUAAAUACAGUAGGAAUUCCAUCUCCUAAAGUUGUUAUAGUUAAAAAUAAUGUUUUAAUUAUGGAAUUUCUUGGUCAUGAUGGAUGUGCUGCACCAAGACUUAAAGAUGCAGGACUAAAUGAUGAUGAAAAAAAUGAAGCAUACAGACAAGUUGUAUGGAUGAUGCAUCAACUUUAUCAUGAUUGUAAUAUGGUUCAUGCAGAUUUAAGUGAAUAUAAUCUUCUUUGGUGGAAGAAUAAAGUAUAUGUAAUUGAUGUAGGACAAUCCAUUGAAUUAUCACAUCCUCAAGCAAAUGAUUUUUUGAGAAUGGAUUGUGUUAAUAUUUCAACAUAUUUUAAUAAGAUUGGAAUACAUACAUUAUCUCCUAAAGAACUUUUUUAUACUAUAACAAAUGCUUCAAUCAAAGAAAAUAAAAUUGAAAGUAUUAUUAAAGAGCAUUUUAGAACUAAUUGGGAUCCAAAUGAUGAGGUCUUUUUAAAUUCUUUUAUUCCAAGUUCUUUACAUGAUUUAAAUGAACCAAUUCGUGAUGUUUUUCAACCAAAGAAAAUGACUGGUGUUUUGUUUAUGCCAAAUGCAAUUCCAAAUCAUGUUAAACUUGCACCAUUACAAAUUACUGUAAAUGAUGAUUCUGCUUCUGAUUCAGAAAAAGAAGAAAUUCAAAGAAAACGAAUGAAAAAAAUGAGUAAAAAACAAAAAGAAUUAUACAAAGAUCAACUUGAAGAAGAAAUGAGAGAAGCAGAGAAAUUGGUUGAUCUUAGAGAAAUACAACUUGCUAAAGAAGCAGAAGAAUUAAAAAAACAAGUAGAACAAACUAACAAAGAAUUAAGUGAUGAGAGUAUUGAUACUUCUGAAGAUGAAGAUGAAAUGAACAGCGAAGAAUAUAAAGAGUAUGUGAAAAAGUUAAAAGAAGAAAAGAAAGUUGAUAAAGAAGAAGAAAAAAAAUUGAGAAAGGAACAUAAGAAGCAAUAUAAAAUUGAAAGAAGAGAGAAAUUAAAACAUAAAAUGCCAAAGAAAAAGAAAGAACAAUUAAUUAAACAUUCAAAACGACAUCAAACAAAAUAA
Messenger RNA from Entamoeba nuttalli P19, 1425 nucleotides. Its product is annotated as RIO1 family protein. The coding region runs from base 1 to 1425 and encodes 474 amino acids. The record is from RefSeq and is a predicted model, not a curated record. Gene Ontology annotation, biological process: maturation of SSU-rRNA. Gene Ontology annotation, cellular component: cytosol; preribosome, small subunit precursor. The transcript has a single exon. Lineage: Eukaryota; Evosea; Mastigamoebida; Endamoebidae. Gene Ontology annotation, molecular function: ATP binding; protein serine/threonine kinase activity.